AAUAUAUCUCCUCGUUUUGAAGGCUUUGCGUGCACAAAAAGUCCAACUUUCACCGCUCGUGCUUUCUCAGCUCCCCGUCAAUGGCGUCCGUCUCCACCGUCGUCCUCGCCGUCGUCCUCCUCGCCGCCGCCGCCUCCGCCUCCGCCGCCCGCCUCGGAGCCCUCCGGACCGGCGGCGGCGAUGGGGACGUGCACGACCUCCUCCCUCAGUACGGUUUCCCCAGGGGCAUCCUGCCCGACAACGUGGCGUCCUACUCCCUCUCCGACGACGGCGCCUUCGAGAUCCGCCUCCGCGCGCCCUGCUACGUGCAGUUCGACCAGCUCGUGUACUACGACCGGAAGAUCUCCGGGAAGCUGAGCUACGGGUCGGUGUCCGGCGUGUCCGGGAUCCAGGCCAAGAAGCUCUUCGUCUGGCUCCCCGUGACGAGCAUCAAGUCGGACUCGGGCUCCGGCAUGAUCGAGUUCUACGUCGGGGCCCUGUCGGAGAAGCUGCCGGCCGAUCAGUUCCAGGCCAUCCCCGCCUGCAAGAGCAACGCCUGCGGUGAAAUCCCCAAGGCAGCUUCCAUGUGAGUUACAGGUGAAGGAGAUCUGGCGAGACUGGAGGAAUCCGCCAUCAAUUCGAUGCUUUGGUGUCUCUCCUCAUACAAUAACAAGCACUAUAGUGUAUAGUUUUUAGUCGACACCGGAUGAACUUUGUUAUCGUUUCGUGGUGGAACUACUUCUGUUCCAUGAAUUUAGCAGCUCCUAUAAUAUAACAUCGUAAAUGCUGUAAUUUCUUUUAUGUCCUGCCUGCUGUCAUGGGAAGGUUCUCUUCAUCCCAUUCUUCUUUCUUAAGGAGGAGAUCAUGAUUGUAAUUUAAUAACAUUGGGAAACAUAUGGUUUGGUUACAUUUACUUGUCGAACUUCUAAAGCUUAA
Molecule: messenger RNA, 915 nt
Organism: Eucalyptus grandis
Lineage: Eukaryota; Viridiplantae; Streptophyta; Magnoliopsida; Myrtales; Myrtaceae
Exons: 2
Coding region: 81-569 (162 amino acids)
Source: RefSeq, a predicted model, not a curated record